Molecule: messenger RNA, 681 nt
Organism: Saccostrea cuccullata (small rock oyster)
Lineage: Eukaryota; Metazoa; Mollusca; Bivalvia; Ostreida; Ostreidae
Product: Bardet-Biedl syndrome 1 protein-like
Exons: 6
Biological process (GO): protein localization to cilium; non-motile cilium assembly
Cellular component (GO): BBSome; axoneme; centrosome
Molecular function (GO): smoothened binding; patched binding
Source: RefSeq, a predicted model, not a curated record
AUGACACACAAAAUGGCGGUGAUAGUGGCCCUCAAUAACUGUCAGGUCCACUUCUACAAGGAGAAGUACCUCGUCAACGUCAUCAAGACGGACGACGUCGUCACCGGGCUCAAGUUCGGACAGUUUGGCCGGGAGGAGGGAACUCCCAUAAUGACCCUGAAAGGUGGAGGAUUGAUGAUUAAGAUUCUGAAGAGGAAUGCCACGUUUGAGGAGAAGGAUUUGUCUGGAGGUCCCCCCACCGCUCAGAACUCUCGCCUCAACGUCCCAAAGAAAACCAAGCUGUUUGUGGACCAUACCAUGAGGGAGAGAGACAGUGCUGUCACCAUGCACAGGACGUUCCAGAGGGACUUGUAUCUACUGAGGUUGAACACACUAAGGGAGUAUGCCAAGUCUCUAGAUAACAGCAUGAAUCCCAUCUCAUCUGAUCCCACCGAACCUCUCAAACUCAAUGCUCAGGUCCAAGGAAUCGGUUCUACCUUCAAACUAAUAGUCAAUCUACAGAACACGUCCCACAGUCAGCCCUCCACCAGUUUACUGAUUACGUUCUUAUACGACGAGAAACUGUACUCCUUCAAAAAAUCCUUCAUUGAGGUCUGUGCCUAUGCUGGUCCCGACCUGAACUAUGCCUUUGAGACGUUUGUUGAAUGUUUGAGUGACAAAGGGGUCUCAGAAAAUAUCAAG